This is a messenger RNA of Mytilus trossulus (common blue mussel), 668 nucleotides long. RefSeq lists its product as uncharacterized. NCBI's taxonomy places the organism in Eukaryota, Metazoa, Mollusca, Bivalvia, Mytilida, Mytilidae. The transcript has 6 exons. Gene Ontology annotation, biological process: peptidyl-proline hydroxylation to 4-hydroxy-L-proline. The record is from RefSeq and is a predicted model, not a curated record. Bases 12 to 668 code for a protein of 218 amino acids. Gene Ontology annotation, cellular component: endoplasmic reticulum. Gene Ontology annotation, molecular function: L-ascorbic acid binding; procollagen-proline 4-dioxygenase activity; iron ion binding.
ACAGUUGUAUAAUGGAUAGCGCAGAAAUAUCAAGAGAACAAAUUGAUUUACCCAGACAAUGGGAAGGCAAACUUGCGUAUCUUUUACAUAGAGUUUUAUCUAAAAAGGAAUGUGACGAUCUUAUACAAAAGGCAGAAGACAAAGGAUUUGAACCAACAUUUUUAAACUGUAAAGGAAGACGUAGAAGCAAUGGAAUAGAUGAGUAUGGAAAUUGUUCACGGUGUACUCUGGAAUCAAAAGAAGUGGCAGACACGAUGUGGAGACGAGUUGGUAAUCUUAUUCCAGAAAUAUGGAACAACAGAAAAGUUGUCGGUUUGAAUGAGAGAAUAAGAGUGUUGAGGUAUAAUCCGGGUGACAAUUUCCACCCCCAUUUAGAUGGAUCUUAUAUAAGAGAGGAUGGAGACCGAAGUUAUAUGUCCGUACAGGUGUAUCUCAAUCAAAAUUUUGAGGGUGGCAACACUACAUUUCUGUGCAUGUUAGAGGAAGAUAAAACAGAAAUUAUACCACACACAGGUACAAUGUUGAUAUUUGAGCAUGAUAUCCUACAUGAGGGAUCCAAGAUCUUGUCUGGAAGAAAGUAUGUGCUCCGUUCAGAUGUGAUGUACUCUGGUGAAAUUAUACCAAAGAAAUCUAAACUGUCGAGACUGUGUCAUCUCUUUAAAACUUGA